AUGCUGCAAGAUAAUGAACCUGAACCCUUCAAGGACCCCAGCCGGACGCCUCCUCCCAAGUCAUUCCGCAUGUGCGUGGAACAAGCUUACCUCUCGGCGAAGCAGGCGAUUGAGGAUGGACACAAGCUGAUCGAGAUUGAGUUUCCUCCGCUUCCGCAAUCUGCCAUGGACAACGAGGCUAUCGGAGCUGACACGAUCUUGAAGGCUCAAAUCCAGCACUCGACUGACUUUGCGAAAUUGUUCAAGAACAAGAAGACUGCCAUCGUCUUCGCUGAUAUUGUUGAGAGGAAUCGAUUCAUCGACGACGAGACUUCCUCCAACCCGCAAUCAUGGAGGGGAAACAUCCGCUUCACGGCGUUGAAGGGAGGGUUCAAGGGAUCGCUCAUUGAGCGCGUGUGGAUCAACAAAGACUUCGUGUCGGAAGUGCAGGAAGACGACGAUAUGUUCAUCAUCAUCGGAGCUUCUGCUCAAGAGCUGCCUGACGUGCGAGAGCUCUGCAAGGCGGCUGGUGAUCGACCGGUCAUCCUGUUCAACCUCAAGCUGCAGGUGCUGAGGGGAGACUUUGGCCUCCCCUUCUUCCCUUCAAAGAGCUUGCACAACGACUGGCUGUGCGAGGCUCUGCCCGCAUACUUCAUGCUCCCCAAGUCCUACACCAAGACCAUCGCCGGCCCUCCCUUCCUGAUCAACUACUCUGGCGCUCUCUUCCGAACGUAUCCGGGCAAGUGGCAGAUGCUGUUGGAGGUCCCCGACGAGGACGGAGGCGGGAGGUAUCAGCGUGUGCGGAUGCUCGACAAGCGACCUGCCCUCUCCGACGUUCGUGAGGAGCUGGCCAAGGAACUUCAGCUCGACGGCCUGGAUGGGGAGGAGGGGCAGGAGAUCUUUGGGCUGAACUUGAAGCAGCUCAGGAACGGAGUCGUCGUCAAGACUUGGUGGGAGAAGGAUCUGGAUGAUGCCAAGUCCGACAAGUGGCGAUCGUAG
Guillardia theta CCMP2712 is the source of this 978-nucleotide messenger RNA. RefSeq lists its product as hypothetical. The transcript has a single exon. The coding region runs from base 1 to 978 and encodes 325 amino acids. The record is from RefSeq and is a predicted model, not a curated record. Lineage: Eukaryota; Cryptophyceae; Pyrenomonadales; Geminigeraceae.